Messenger RNA from Ambispora gerdemannii, 243 nucleotides. Lineage: Eukaryota; Fungi; Glomeromycota; Glomeromycetes; Archaeosporales; Ambisporaceae. The record is from the annotation of a GenBank genome assembly.
GGAUUCACCGCUUUCGUAUCAUGGCAUGGGACAAUGCAGCAACAAGUCUUACGUAGUUUAUUCCCAGAAGACGACGUCCAAGACAUUCGACAUUCACCAAUUAAAUCGUUUGCUCAUAUUGAUUUUAACAGUCUCGAUGCACUAAAUCGUGCAUUGAAAAAACACGGACUACCAUUACAGAAUUACGGCGUGAUUGGAAAUCUUCGCGUCGAAAGAGGAAGACCGCGGGGUAAUAAUAAUUAA